GAAAGCUACAUAUAAGAGACGGUUUUUUUAAAGGUGGAUAUCGACACAUAUAUUAUAUUUAAACAUGAGACGUCUGAGCUCCGUGCAGCAGAAGAUACCAUGUGUGUUUCUGACGGAAGUGAAAGAGGAACAGUCCAGAAAACGCGACUGUCAGCAAUUUCAGGUUGUUGCCACGGAAACGGUGAACCCAGUAGCUGUGGAGGCUAAUAUCGACUGUGCACUGGCCACAGAGAAGCUGGAUGGCACCUGCUGCUAUGUUACCGUUUAUAAAGGGCAGCCGUACCUCUGGGCUCGACUCGACAGGAAACCCAACAAACAGGCGGAGAAGAGGUUCAAGAAGUAUCAGCAUUCUCACAGGAGCUGCAAAGGUUUCACGUGGAGCGUAGAGGAAGAUUUUAAGACGGUGCCAGAAACGUGGAUCCCUGCACACAGAGUCAAACAUCACAACGGUCAACCAGUGCCUGACGAACACGGACACAUUCCAGGUUGGGUUCCAGUGGAAAAGGACAACAAGCAGUACUGCUGGCACUCCUCCGUGGUGGAUAAUGAAGUCGGGUCGGCUCUCGUUCUCAGGCCCAGCCCUGACGACGAAGGCACGCUAGAAAUCACGGCGCUCCCAUUGGCCGACCUCCUGGAACAAACGCUGGAGCUCAUUGGGACCAACGUUAACGGAAACCCGUACGGUUUGGGGUGUAAGAAGCAGCCGGUUCACUGCCUGGUGUCACACGGGAGCGUUCGGAUCAGAAACCCUCCGCCUGUAGACUUCCAGCAGCUGUGCUCCUGGUUCCAGGACAGUCCUGAAGGCCGGGUCGAGGGCAUCGUCUGGCACUGCAAUGACGGCACGCUCAUUAAGGUUCAUCGUCACCACUUGGGGCUCAGGUGGCCCGAUGGGGAAACCAGCUUGGGCAAGAAGCCGGUGGUGGUUCACGUGGACGGGAUGGUCGACGAGUAUAACAGCAGCAAGGACUUGUUCACAUCCUUCUCCAGACUAAACGGACACUGUUUCAAUCAGCUUCAGGAUAUCCAGUAUGACCUGUAAAUCCAGCCUGAGGAGAUAAAGAGAAAAAAAAAAAACCCACCUAACCUCUGCUGCGAUGAGCCAGUAGCUGCUUCAUAUUUCCGCCAGUAAUUCCAUUUUAAGUCUUCUGUUUUAAAAGCACUGCAUCAGUCUGUGGAAACCAGUGAAAUACGCUGACACAGAUCUACAGAGAGAUGUAUAGUGUUUCACUUUAAAGUCUUAAUCAGUGAUUUACAGUGAGGAGAUCAAACCUGUGACCUGAGGUAAGUCUUCUGCACCAAACACAGGAACAGGAACAGGAAGUGUCUUAAAGGUUGAAGACAGUUCGAUUGUUGUUUAAAAAAAAAAAAAAAGACUGACCAAUUAGACAAUUUUAGCACUUUAAAAGUUGCUUAAAUGUUCUGUAAUUAAAUUGUAAAUACUGCAUGUUACAGCUGCUCCAUCACAAUGUGAAGAAUAAAUGACACAGUAUAUAAAACUCUAUGAAAACUG
Molecule: messenger RNA, 1510 nt
Organism: Scomber japonicus (chub mackerel)
Lineage: Eukaryota; Metazoa; Chordata; Actinopteri; Scombriformes; Scombridae
Gene: rlig1
Product: chromosome 5 C12orf29 homolog
Exons: 7
Coding region: 65-1039 (324 amino acids)
Biological process (GO): response to reactive oxygen species
Molecular function (GO): RNA ligase (ATP) activity
Source: RefSeq, a predicted model, not a curated record